This is a messenger RNA of Babjeviella inositovora NRRL Y-12698, 1521 nucleotides long. RefSeq names its product putative metalloreductase. The coding region runs from base 1 to 1521 and encodes 506 amino acids. Gene Ontology annotation, molecular function: oxidoreductase activity. The record is from RefSeq and is a predicted model, not a curated record. Lineage: Eukaryota; Fungi; Ascomycota; Pichiomycetes; Serinales. Gene Ontology annotation, cellular component: plasma membrane. The transcript has a single exon.
AUGGUAGACUUGAUCCCCCGCCAUGGAGACCACCACACGGCAAACCUCAAAUAUGGUUAUCUCACGCUCCUUCUCUCUCUCCUCCACACCGCAGCCAUCCCGCUCUCGUCCUACCUCUACCGCAAAAGAUGGCUCGUUACUGGCAAGGCAAACAACUCUCUUCGCUUCUACAGCAAUAUCCCGCUAACUGUCAAGGUUGGGGCCUGGAUCGUGGUAGUGGUCGCCCUUUGCACGUACAAAGUAUCGGCGGAGACGUUCACCACAAACGUCAAACGUGCGGGACGAAUCGCGUACGUGCUCAUUCCGUUUGACAUUCUCCUCGCAUUGAAGCCAUCGCCGCUUGCAAACUAUCUAGAGCUAGUUGCGCUCCACAAAUGGGUGUCGCGCGUGAUUGUGGGCUUGUCGCUCGCCCACGGCGUGGGGUUUCUCGGCGUCUGGAUCGCGCGCGGUGACGGCCAAAUCCUCAAGGUGUUUGAGUUUUUGAACCUCUUGGGGGUGCUCAACUUUCUCCUCUUUGGUACCUUGUUGGUAAUUUCUGUCCGCUACUUCCGCGACAGGCUCUAUCCCUGGUUUUUCGUGGUCCAUCAGGUGACCGUAUGGUCGACCGUGGUGCUCAUUACCUUCCACGCCAGACCGGGCGUCCUCUGGUACUCUCUCAUCUGCACCGCCUUAUUGCUCUUACAGGUGUAUCUCAAAAUCUACUACACCAAAGACAUCUUGUUCCAGGAAGAUAACUUUGUCUCCGCUGAGGGCUCCCUGUUGGUGGUGGUGGCUCUUCCCCGCUCCAAGCUCUCCUAUUCCGCGGAAAUCCAGCCGGCAUCGCACUUGCGGAUCAACAGGCAUACAAAGUAUAACUACAAGACCUGGAUCUUGCCAUCCCACCCGUACACCGUCGCCACCUACGACGACACGGCAGCGUCUUUGAUCGUAAAGAAGACGCAUUUCCAACUACAGCCCAACGUGACGUACUCACUCUUUGGUCCUCCCUUCAAGUCUUCCAUGGCCUUUGAGCAGGAAACCAUCGCCAGCUUGUCGCAUGUCAUCAUCGUCUGCGGGGGCUCGGGUAUCUCUUACGGGUUGCCCAUUCUUAGCCGCUUGCAGAAGAUCAGACAGGAUGCCUCGCACACACAGUCCAACGAGAAUCUCAUGCGGCAGUUGAAGUUGGUGUGGUGUGUGCGCAACAAGGCCGAUAUUUUUGUCUUGGACCACUUGAAGGUUUCCGGCCGGGUUGAGGUUUACGUCACGUCGGGCGUUGACACUUCCAAAGAUGGUGGGAAUGACAUUGAGAUGGAAUCAUUGGAUGAAAGCACUUCCAAUCCGUUCGCAGACCCAAAAAGAGGCUACACGGUUUCCUAUGGGAGACCAAACCUUCCGACCUUGGUAGGCGACUUCAACCAGACCUUAACCGAUAGUAGCAACAGGUGGAUCAUCGCUUGCGGACCCCAGGGGUUGGUGGACGACUGCCGAGGCGUAUCUAAAAAGUUUGGCAUCAACUUCAACCAGGAAGUGUACAGAAUGUAA